GCCCUAUAAACAAGACCCCCAGAUUCGAUGGACAGUAUAAAUAUUCUUCAAAGCGAUAAACUUCGGUUUUUUCCAGCAGUCCGGUAGUUAGUUUAUACUAGCUAGCUACACCAAGAAGAGCUCAAACUUCCGGAAGGUUGGCUACAGCAUCCUUAAUUUAGGGGGUCUUUUUGGACAUUUCUUGCUUGCAAAGAAGAGGAACUGUGGAAGCGAUGGCAGAUUGGAAGUCAGUGAGCUACAAUCCAUCCUACCAUGCUUUUUCCUAUGGUAUCAUGUACCAAACAGGGCCUGAGCAAAAUCAUCCCAACAUCUCAGGCUGGGCAGAGGCCGUUCACAACUCUGGGGUCAGCGGCGGCUACCACCAGCAAGCGCCGCAUGAAUCCCCACCCAGGAAUCCCGAACACAACAUUAGUAAUGGCAAUUCCCACCACCCAGGUCCUGUAAUGUAUCUCGGCGACCCUCAGAGCCAUACUCCGAUUGGAGGCCUUUUCAUUCCCCACAACCGGACUCCGUUUGAUCAACCGCCGAAGGAGAUCGAGCAGCCAGAUUCUUGGACUUCGGAGAAAAUCUAUCCUCAAACCAACCCUGCCACCUGGGUGAAAAGGGAGUUGGAAGAGGAGAUGGAAAGUGGAAGGCCAAAUGGUAGUGAGCUUGUCUCCAGCUCCUAUCCAGAGAACACAAGCGUACACAUUCUGGGGAGUGAGGACAACGCCCCACCGUCUUUGCCCUUGCCUCUCCCGGAGAAAGCGAACAAGGACACCCCCAAACAAAAAGCACGGACUGCUUUUUCAACAGGCCAGAUGGAUGCCCUGACCCAUUGGUUUAACAUGCAGAGGUACCUAUCCCCUGCUGAGAUGAAGGCCCUGGCUGGACUGACGGGGCUAACUUACAAACAGGUAAAAACUUGGUUCCAGAAUCGCAGGAUGAAACUGAAAAGGCACCAGAAAGACAACGGUUGGGAAUCUGCUGGGUAUCCAAACCCUGGCUACCCUAACAUGCCACCACGCCCUCAGUUUCAGGGAGAGGCCCAAACACAGAUUCUGGAUCAUCACUCCAACACUCAACAGUUCCAAGAGGCCAUGUUCAUUGAGAGCCGCCAGCAGAACCUGCCUUACUACACCGGUGGAUACCCUCAGCCAUCCUCCUCUCCCUCCCAGGCCACUGCGAGGCCCCUGGGCAACUGGCCCCUGCCACCAGCCAUGCCCCACUAAUGGCUUCUACAGCACAGCAAGGGGCUACAACAGGGACAGUGUAAAACACGACUCCAGCAUCACGACGACAGGAGCCCUACUCAUACCAACAGCUCCAUACGACCCUGUUUCACAAUGCUAGCCAAUAAUACACAGGGGAAUGUCUCAGUGGUAAAUCGACUGUUUUCCCAAAUGUGUGGUUGUUUGGAAGGAUUCUUAUAAUUAAGGUUGAGAUUCAGACACAGGUUAUUCUCAAAUAAUGCAGUGUUGGCUAAUUAUAUCAAUCCAUCUUAAAAAUGUGCAGGUCUGUUUGGACUUUUAUCCCUUAUUCAUAUGUUUGACAAACUUUUUCACUGUCUAUGUUGGAAGUGGCAGGCUUUUUUUGUUUUUUUUUAAAGCCAUCACUUAACUACAGAUGCUACACAUCUGAACGUGUGACCUUUCUCUUUUUAACUUUUUAGAAUUUUUACCUCUUUUAGUUAUGCCUUAUGCUUUUUUUCCCUUCUAUUUGGAUCAUAAACCCUUUUGGUUUUACCGUCCACCUGUAAUGAAAUGAUGUGGCCAUGUUGGUGGGAUUUACUUUUCUUUGUCUUUACACAGGGCAGUUUUUUGGAGAACCCGCCAACUGUUAAAAGCUCUACACGGAACGCUUCGACCAGGAUUGUUGGUAAUGUCAUCUUGUUGCCUGAUCUGUCACUCUUGCAAAGGGGAAACAAGGCCUGGUUGUACAAAUAAAGCAUGUCU
This is a messenger RNA of Oncorhynchus kisutch (coho salmon), 1934 nucleotides long. RefSeq names its product homeobox protein Hox-A3. The record is from RefSeq and is a predicted model, not a curated record. Gene Ontology annotation, biological process: regulation of transcription by RNA polymerase II. Bases 213 to 1211 code for a protein of 332 amino acids. The transcript is spliced from 4 exons. Gene Ontology annotation, molecular function: RNA polymerase II cis-regulatory region sequence-specific DNA binding; DNA-binding transcription factor activity, RNA polymerase II-specific. Lineage: Eukaryota; Metazoa; Chordata; Actinopteri; Salmoniformes; Salmonidae.